Aspergillus fumigatus Af293 is the source of this 1035-nucleotide messenger RNA. RefSeq lists its product as uncharacterized. Lineage: Eukaryota; Fungi; Ascomycota; Eurotiomycetes; Eurotiales; Aspergillaceae. The transcript has a single exon. The coding region runs from base 1 to 1035 and encodes 344 amino acids. The record is from RefSeq and is a predicted model, not a curated record.
AUGGCCUCUGUCACACCCGAGGAUGUUGCAGUGCUACCUGUACCUCCGCGUCUGGACGAAGACGCACACCACCUGGCAUGGGAGGACUGGGCGAGAAGAGCCCCAGGACAGAAGCUCACCACGGAGAAGGAGGGAUACGCCCUCAUCAUCGCGGCCGAGGUAGUCCGAAGCGUGGAAAAGGGCCACUUCAAACCAGAAAACUCCCGCAAAGCUUAUGAAGUCAUGGUCCUUACUGCGCACCGUGAGUCCGAUCUCAAUCCGAGGGCCAAAAAUCACAAGAGCUCGGCUACCGGCGUGUUCCAGCAAAUUGAAAGAUUCCAUGAGCGGAGUCCACUCAACCCUCCUAGCGUCCGGAAAGUGCCACUCACGGUUGAGCAGCGCAUGGAUGUGGCGACAGCUGCUGGGUUCUUCCUUAGGCAGCUCGCACAUAGUCAUAACUGGCAUAAGAUGAAGAUACAUGACGCGGCGUACGAGGUGCAGAAGUUCCAUCGCAAGGAUAUGCACCGCUACGCGGAUCCCGAGAUCACCAGGGAGGUUGUCUGCUUGAGUGGUGCUUUGUUUCCCGGGCAAGCAUCAAUGAUCGAUAACGCGGUAUACUCAGAUGAAGAGAGGGUCAAGCUCCGUUGCCCGAAUUCGAGUCGCUCCAGUUGUAAGGUCGGCGGCUGCGAUGAUGACACUCCCGCGGCGUCCGACUGGGUACCGUGUGAGGAGCGAGGGGUGCCAAGACUUCAUAUACCCAUGGACGUUCCGCCUAUAGACCAGACACCAAAGGAUUCCAUGCCAAAGGAUGCACGCGACAAAUGGGAUCGCGCGAUACAGACGGGGAGUACAGGUGUUGUGACUGCGAUUAUGGGAAUGGGAGGAGGGGCGGUUCUGGGUGCGGCCACGUCGGGAGGGGUUACUGUCGUGCCGUCAGGUACGGCCCUAGCUCUUUCAUUCAAUCUACUUCAUCCUGCAGGCCAGGUCGGUGCCUUGAUAGGGCUUGGGGUUGUUGGUACGUGCUGGACAUGGCAUUAUUUUACCAGUAAUGAUUAG